Messenger RNA from Phytophthora infestans T30-4, 1710 nucleotides. RefSeq lists its product as uncharacterized. NCBI's taxonomy places the organism in Eukaryota, Oomycota, Peronosporomycetes, Peronosporales, Peronosporaceae. The record is from RefSeq and is a predicted model, not a curated record. Bases 45 to 1073 code for a protein of 342 amino acids. Gene Ontology annotation, molecular function: phosphatidylinositol binding. The transcript has 2 exons.
GCAACACAAGUGUCGGAUCUCUUUUGAUAUCCCCGCAGACAAAAAUGACGGACCAGAUCACCACCAUGGAGGGCGCAAUCCGCGCAGCGGAGCAGACGCUCGAGCACCUGUUCAACCCAACGCUGGAGCAGGACAAGCGUAUCCCCAUCGACUUGCUCCACGAAGCUAAGGGCCUGGCCUUCCUCACGGUCGUGAAGGCUGGCUUCAUUUGGACCGGCAAAGUGGGCACGGGUGUGGUCAUCUCCAAGCUUCCGGAUGGACGCUGGUCGGCUCCCAGCGCCAUUGGUACGGCUGGCAUGGGCUUUGGCGCUGAGAUGGGCGCGCAGAUGAUCGAAUUUAUGAUCAUCCUUAACUCGGACACGGCUGUAAAGAGCUUCAUGCAGAAGGGUCAGCUAUCGGCCGGUGCCAACCUCGAGUUCGCUGCUGGCCCAUACGGCCGCGCGGCUGGUGCCAACGCCAACUUCAGCGCCUCGGGUGUUGCCCCCAACUACACGUACAGCCACAGCAAGGGCCUCUUCGGCGGCGUGGGGUUGCAGGGAUCGGGCAUCAUGGCCCGAUCAGACAUUAACAAGCGCUUCUACGGCCGCGAGAUCACCCCCACUGAGAUCCUUACUGGUGCUGUAGAUCAGCCUGCCGCUGCUUCACAGCUGUAUGACGCGCUGCAGCGCGUGGUGAGCAUUCCGCCGUCGGGUAACGUGCAGAAUUUGAGACAGAAGCUCAUGUCGCCCUUUACGGACCGCAUGCCUGCUGCUGCCGUCGGUCCGGAUGUGCAGGUUGUGUACGACCGUGUGCUGCGACUCAUUGAGAGCAUAUCUGGCCCUGCUGGCGUGGAUGAGUUCAAGACCAGCUGCAAGGACUACGGCCAGAAUCGCUGCACGGACGACCAGUUCGUUACAUACCUGGACAGUAAGUUUACGCCCGAGCAGACUUUGGAGCUCGUUCCGGAGAUCGUCAAGCUCCUGCAGGACGCCAACAAGCGGAAAUACAUCUGGGACUACUACCUUAAGGCCAAGACUGAGCACGGCUCGCAGCCACGAUCGACGGGUGCUGCAGGUUCGCCUUCCCUCUUCUAAGACCAAAAUGUCAGUGCGAAUAACUAGCCCGAUUAGGUGAGCCAGCCAGUGGGUGUGCUAGUAGCAAGACAGUUAGCUAGGAAAGCGAUUAUUAGCUCUGCAGCCAUUCCUUUUAUCAGCUGCGUAUAAUUUAGCUAGCAUUUGAAUGCUACUAGUUGUGCUGUGUCUAUGCUGUACGGCAACCAGUUCUUCAUCGACUGACGCUCCUUGCACGGUGUUGGCGGGACAACUUACUACGAGGUGCGCCUCGAUCAAAGUAGUGGCCAAAUUCACGAUCUAGAGGAUCCAAUGGAGGGCCAUCAAAUGCUCCGACGACUUGGGGCAGCAAGGGCGAGUCGUCGAUGCCUGAGGAUUCUUCGUCGUCGGAAGAAGGCAGCGAUGAGUAGUAGAUCCAGCUCGGACAAAACCGCUCCUUGUACGUUUCUAACGACUGCUUGUUCGUGCCGUAAAUCACGGCGUUCAACAACGGUUGCAAUGGAUCGCACAUACUUUCCAUUACACCGAGGAACUCGUUCGGUGAGUGAUCGGUGCGGAAGAAUUGCACUAACCGAUGGAUGAUUCCCCAAAUCGAGCACAAGAAGAAGAUGCCCACGUAGAGUUUCACCUUCUCUCGGAAGCGUGAUGCCAUGGGAUCCAU